AUGCGGCUACUCUCAUUGUUGAUACUAUGCCUCAGUGCAUUGCAACCCGCGCUGGCCGCUCUCAACGUAACGGGAGCUCCCGCUUGUGGUUUAAAAUGUAUGGUCGCGUCGAUCGCCAACUCGUCCUGUACAAUCAGCAAUACUACUUGUAUUUGCACCAAUGAGUUACUUCAAGCCCAAAUCACCGAAUGUGUCACAGCAAGCUGCUCGAUUCGCGACCAAUUAGGUACUAAGAAAUUCUCAUUCGAAACAUGCGGCGUGGAAGGCGAAGACAGAACCGCCCUUGUUUGGAUUCUUGCUAUUGUAUUUGGAGCGCUCGGACUGCUGGCUUUCACAUUACGAUGCAUGGCGAGGUUUAUGGGACCGCACAAUUGGGGCCACGAUGAUUCGGUUAUGUGUGUGGUUAUAUGUCUCGCGAUCGCCCUCGCAGUCAUCUCCAUACCUCUGACUCAGAAUGGACUCGGUUUGGAUAUGUGGUUUGUGCCUCAUGACCAUAUUACUGAGCUCCUACGGCUAUACUAUUUCGACGAGGUCAUAUACAUCUCAUCCCUGGCCCUGACCAAGGUCUCCAUUCUUUUCUUCUACUUGAAGGUCUUCCCGAAGCGGUCGUUCCGUAUCGUCACAUAUGUCCUAAUUGGCAUCAACUUGCUUUACAUGCUCACUUACGACUUACUUCUGAUCUUCCAAUGCAACCCGAUAUCCGGCGCCUGGAAAUUUUGGGAUGGCGAAUUCGAGGCGAAGUGCAUUAGCAUUAACGUGUUGGGUUGGUCCGCUGCUGCCAUCAACAUUGCAUUGGAUCUCGCUGUUAUCGUCCUCCCGCUUCCCGAAUUAUUCCACCUGUCAUUGUCAUUGAGGAAGAGACUCCAAAUUAUUGCUAUGUUUGCUGUCGGUUUCUUCAUCACUAUUGUCAGCAUUGUCCGUCUUUACUCCCUUAUCCGAUUCGGUACCACGCAGAAUCUCACACAGGAUUACGUCGAGACUGGAUACUGGUCCACGAUUGAGGUACCUGUAGGAAUUAUCUGCGCGUGCAUGCCGGCAGUCCGAUCCCUCUUCAGUAUCGCUCUUCCCAAGAUCUUCGGUACAACCCGCGCCACCAUCGACUCUACCUUCGGCAGUUUCGGCCCAAACUCCUCGGGCAACCGCUUAGGCCCCAACUCGCGGAACAAGAUCAGCGUCAAGCAGGAAUGGUCGGUGUUGAGCGAGGGCCCAGCCGAUCCCACCGCGCAAGCCAACGACCGACACGGGCGCAGCGGCAGCGAUGUCGAGCUUCUCAACGUAGGAGUCGCCAUCUCGAACAACAACCGCGACCGCAAGACCAAUAACAGCAGCAGCGAUGAGGACGAAGACGGUCGACCGACUCGCAAGAUGACGCUGUCGAAGCACGGUGGCGCGUGGCGUGGUAUGAGCAUCCCCGAACAACAGCAGCAGUCGCAACAACCGCCGCAACCAUACGAGGGCGCGUAUAAGUCGGCCGCGUAUACGAGUGAACGAGAACUGCGGUAG
This is a messenger RNA of Hypoxylon trugodes, 1503 nucleotides long. RefSeq lists its product as uncharacterized. NCBI's taxonomy places the organism in Eukaryota, Fungi, Ascomycota, Sordariomycetes, Xylariales, Hypoxylaceae. The record is from RefSeq and is a predicted model, not a curated record. The coding region runs from base 1 to 1503 and encodes 500 amino acids. The transcript is spliced from 8 exons.